AUGAUUGGGGUGGGUUGGUUUACGGUGGCAAUGUUCACAAACAACCCUUUACUCGACUUCGGAAUAGACGCACUCUAUGAAUAUACGCAUAUGCCUGAAUGGUUGGAUUUAUUAUUAGUCAUAUUAUAUUAUGUAUCUCUACACUUCAUAGCCUCUUCUUGGAGUAAGGGCAGACCCUUAAAAUUGAAAAAUUACACAAAACAAUUGAUCGAUGGAGCUUUCUUCCUUUUGUGCCUCGGAUUAGUUUAUUUUGAGCCUGAGGAGGAUUGGUUCGCGGGCGCUUGGUCUUUCGGUGCUUACUUACAUACCGUGACUGUGUUUGGUUGUUUGGGGUAUUCUAGAAGCUUCCGGUUCGACGAUAUCUUCUUGGCUCAACUUAUUUGUCGUUGGGUGCUUGUGAUGAGUCGAGGAUGUUCGUCGCAUGGUAAGGUGUUGCUUUUGGGAGUGUCUCUUGGUUUGCAACUAGUGAAGAACUUCAUGCGAGAGGAGUUUGAGAGAGGGGAAUUGGAAGAGAAGCGUUUCCUGAUGAAGAAUCCGAGGACUUGUGAGGACUGCCACACGACUAUUAAGUUGAUUUCCAAGAUUACUGACCGGGAGAUUGUGGUGAGCUAG
This is a messenger RNA of Striga asiatica, 612 nucleotides long. Lineage: Eukaryota; Viridiplantae; Streptophyta; Magnoliopsida; Lamiales; Orobanchaceae. The record is from the annotation of a GenBank genome assembly.